This is a messenger RNA of Peromyscus leucopus (white-footed mouse), 651 nucleotides long. It is a transcript of the gene Snu13, whose product is annotated as small nuclear ribonucleoprotein 13. Gene Ontology annotation, molecular function: RNA binding. The transcript is spliced from 3 exons. The record is from RefSeq and is a predicted model, not a curated record. Gene Ontology annotation, cellular component: small-subunit processome; box C/D methylation guide snoRNP complex; precatalytic spliceosome. The coding region runs from base 154 to 540 and encodes 128 amino acids. Gene Ontology annotation, biological process: mRNA splicing, via spliceosome; maturation of SSU-rRNA; ribosome biogenesis. NCBI's taxonomy places the organism in Eukaryota, Metazoa, Chordata, Mammalia, Rodentia, Cricetidae.
GGGACAACGUCACUGCGCGCCCGGAGUGACAUCACUUCCGCUUCCGCUUCCUCCCGCGCAGGAAGUGAUUUCCGCUCCGCUUUCUGCGCCGCUUUUCGGCCUGUCCUGAGGUGUGCUGUUCUCGAGUCGCGGCGAGUCCGGCGCACCGCAGCCAUGACAGAGGCUGAUGUAAAUCCGAAGGCCUAUCCCCUCGCAGAUGCCCACCUCACCAAGAAGCUGCUGGACCUCGUUCAGCAGUCAUGUAACUACAAGCAGCUUCGGAAAGGAGCCAAUGAAGCCACCAAAACCCUCAACAGGGGCAUCUCUGAGUUCAUUGUGAUGGCAGCAGACGCCGAGCCCUUGGAGAUCAUCCUGCACCUCCCACUGCUGUGUGAAGACAAGAAUGUCCCCUAUGUAUUUGUGCGCUCCAAGCAGGCCCUAGGACGGGCCUGUGGGGUCUCCAGACCUGUCAUCGCCUGUUCUGUUACCAUCAAAGAAGGCUCCCAGCUCAAGCAGCAGAUCCAGUCCAUCCAGCAGUCUAUUGAAAGGCUCCUGGUGUAGGCCUGCGGCCUCUGCCCUUUCCUGUCUACUCCUGCCCCACUUGUGUAUCAUAUUGUCUGUUAGCAUGUGGUGUUUUCAGCCAGUUUCUAUUAUAAAUAUUGUACUACAUCC